AAUAUCGGAACGGAUACGGCAUCGCUCAAGAAGCUGGCAUUCCGACUACUGUUUUUAAUAUAAUAAUUUUAAUAUAAUAAAUAAUAUAUAACAAUGAAUAGCCAUUGGUUUGCGCUGCGUCCACUAAUGAGGGCUAAUCAGCGACGCUUUGCCGCAAAGCUGACCGACCACCAGACGGAAAUGAUGGCGCGCGGUCUGCCCAAAAGGGAGAAACUGAUUGGGGUCGAGGAUAUUAUAGUCGUAGCGUCUGGAAAAGGGGGAGUAGGAAAAAGUACGGUCGCAGCUAAUUUUGCCUGCAGCCUGGCCAAGCUGGGAAAGCGUGUGGGUCUGUUGGAUGGGGAUAUUUUUGGUCCGAGCAUUCCUCUUUUAAUGAAUGUGCACAGCGAGCCCCUUUUGAAUAGCCGGAACCUAAUGAUUCCGCCUCAAAAUUACAACGUAAAGUGCUUGUCAAUGGGCAUGCUUACGCCACCCGAUGCAGCAAUCAUUUGGCGCGGGCCCCUGGUCAUGUCAGCCGUACAGCGCCUACUGAAGGGAGCCGAAUGGGGCCCGUUGGAUGUUUUGGUCAUAGACACCCCUCCGGGCACGGGAGAUGUUCAUCUCUCCCUAACGCAGCAUGCACCCAUCACAGGUGUUAUUCUGGUGUCCACACCGCACGCCGCGGCCGUGGAGGUUACUCUGAGAGGUGCGAAGAUGUUUGAAAAGUUGAAUGUUCCCAUCUUUGGUCUGGUUGAGAACAUGAGGUUCUCCAUCUGCGGCAACUGCAAGCAGCGCAUAGAAUUUUUCAAAAAUGCUACCACCGCAAAGUCGCUUCCUGUCACGCUUAUAUCCUUACCACUGGACGCUCACAUAGCCGAGUGCGGGGAGGAAGGUGUGCCUGUCGUUAUAAAAUACCCAGAUACCGACUAUUCCACAAUCUUUACUCAACUGGCUAGACACAUUCUACAAGUUAUAGAGGAGCGGAAGGUCGCUUCACGUUAAGAUGCGAAAUCUUGAUGGUAGUUAUAUGAUAUACGUGUUAACAAAACAAAAUCAGUGAAAAACAAAGCUGUGCAAUAGAUUUAUUUAUUUUUCUU
Molecule: messenger RNA, 1073 nt
Organism: Drosophila obscura
Lineage: Eukaryota; Metazoa; Arthropoda; Insecta; Diptera; Drosophilidae
Gene: Nubpl
Product: iron-sulfur protein NUBPL
Exons: 2
Coding region: 94-978 (294 amino acids)
Biological process (GO): iron-sulfur cluster assembly; mitochondrial respiratory chain complex I assembly
Cellular component (GO): mitochondrion
Molecular function (GO): ATP-dependent FeS chaperone activity; 4 iron, 4 sulfur cluster binding; ATP binding
Source: RefSeq, a predicted model, not a curated record